This is a messenger RNA of Phoenix dactylifera (date palm), 2188 nucleotides long. Its product is annotated as rust resistance kinase Lr10-like. Lineage: Eukaryota; Viridiplantae; Streptophyta; Magnoliopsida; Arecales; Arecaceae. The record is from RefSeq and is a predicted model, not a curated record. Gene Ontology annotation, molecular function: polysaccharide binding; protein kinase activity; ATP binding. Gene Ontology annotation, biological process: protein phosphorylation.
UCCAGGCAUGGAAAAGCCUUGGAGGCAGAAAGAGUGCAUAUUAUGCCCUGUUCACCGCAAAUGGCUAUGGAAGGCCUGAUUGGGAGUUAUUUAUGAUUGUAAGGAGGCCACAACUUGCUAACGUUGCAACCUUUGUUUUGCGUAAAGAAGGAUGAGUAUGUUAGGGGCCCUCUGCACUGUUCUCUUCUUCCUCUUUUUGGAUAUUGGAGCUAGCAAAGAUGAUUGUCCACCUUCCAGCUGCAGUCCGGACGGCCCCGAAAUCAGAUUCCCGUUUCGGAGAAGUGACUACCCAGAGCACUGUGGCUAUCCAGGAUUCGAGCUGGCUUGCCAGGGUAGUGACACUGUCAUCAAGCUUCCAUCAUCCGGAGCUUUCGCUAUAGCAUCCAUCGAUUAUGCUGGACAGAAUCUCAGUCUUGAAUCAAAAGUCUGCCCUGCAUCCAUCCUCUGGAACCUUGAUGUUUCCAACUCGCCUUUCCGCUUCUACAGUUACGGCCUGGAAGACGAGCCGCAGAAUUACACAUACCUUAACUGUUCAGCAGCUGAUUGCAUCCAAUAUUAUGGAUCUAAUUAUUACAUCUGCGCCGUACCAUCGGAUUUGAGCUUGAAUAGAGCACCAAAAUCUUGCACACCCGUAAAGACCAUUCAAGCGAUACGGCCAGAUUUUUUUAUCUAGAUGAUUAUUCAUCCACAUAUGAUGAAUAUGUUCCUACUUUAAUGUGGGAGCGUCCUGAUUGCGCUCGCUGCGAAACUGGACGAGGGAUUUGUCGCCCCAAUAAUUCUAAUAGUCAUGAAAUUAUGUGUUUAUACCAACCUCAAUGCAAAGGUGGAAUAUGCAAGAAGCGUUUGAUUAUAGGUGCUGUAGUCCUGGGCAUCUUGGUUCUUUUAGCGACGACGGCAACCACAAUUAAGGUAUGCCACUCUUCGUUGCUAAGAAGAGAGAAGGAAAAGGAGAGUCAACUAAAGGUCGAAAAGUUCUUGGAAGACUAUAAAGCUCUUAAACCCUUGAGAUAUUCUUAUGCUGAUAUCAAGAAGAUCACCAAUCAAUUCAAAACUAAAUUAGGUGAGGGUGGUUAUGGCAGUGUAUUCAAAGGAUUUCUUCCUAAUGGAGUACCUGUUGCCGUGAAGAUACUCCUAACAUCUAUAGGCAGCAACGGUGAAGAUUUUGUAAAUGAAGUAGGCACAAUUGGUAGGAUUUACCAUGUCAAUGUUGUGCGUCUUCUAGGAUUCUGUGCCGACGGAUUCAAACGAGCACUUAUCUAUGAAUUCAUGCCGAAUGAAUCCCUGGCGAAGUUCAUCUUCUCAGUUGAUGGUAGAAGUACAUUGCUAGGCUGGGACAAGCUUCAUAAUAUUGCCAUUGGCAUAGCUAGAGGAAUUGAAUAUCUUCAUCAGGGAUGUGACCAACGUAUCCUCCAUUUCGAUAUUAAGCCCCAUAAUGUCUUGUUAGACGAUAAUUUUUGUCCAAAGAUUUCGGAUUUUGGGCUUGCAAAGUUGUGUUCAAAAGAGCAAAGCAUAGUGUCAAUGACAGCUGCCAGAGGGACUGCAGGUUACAUUGCACCAGAAGUGUGCUCUAGGAACUCUGGAAAUGUUUCAUACAAAUCCGAUGUUUAUAGUUUUGGAAUGCUAUUGCUGGAAAUGGUGGGUGGGAGGAAGAACAUGGAUGCAACAGUGGAAAACACCAGCCAAGUGUACUUCCCAGAGUGGAUCUACAAUCGUUUGUAUCAGGAGGAGGAGCUUGGGCUCCACAUUAUUGAAGAGAACGAUGCAAUUAUUGCAAGAAAGCUGACUAUUGUGGCACUUUGGUGCAUACAGUGGUAUCCAGUGGAUCGCCCUUCAAUGAAAAGUGUGGUGCAGAUGUUAGAGGGAAGCAUGGAGAACUUGGUUAUGCCUCCCAAUCCUUUCACUUCUGCUGGUCCACCAAAUACUCACGUAGCUUUGUCUGAUAGGCGUCUUGGCACAAAUUUGACAACUAUCCCCGAACCAAACUCUGAGCAAGAAGAAGUUUGAUGUUUGUUAGUCUCUGUUACUUCGGUCGAGGAGUGAUGCAAGUGUAAUCGUCAAAACCAUGCUUGCUUAUGUUUACGUAUCACUGUGAUGAUUAAUAAGUAUUCAAUUGUGGGUUGAUGCUGUAAUUCAAGGUUUGAGGUCUGUAAUACUGGCAUAGAUUAUUUUUGUUAUUAUUGUGGUGAUA